This is a messenger RNA of Mollisia scopiformis, 2633 nucleotides long. Its product is annotated as OPT superfamily oligopeptide transporter. The transcript is spliced from 7 exons. Bases 130 to 2559 code for a protein of 809 amino acids. The record is from RefSeq and is a predicted model, not a curated record. Gene Ontology annotation, molecular function: oligopeptide transmembrane transporter activity. Lineage: Eukaryota; Fungi; Ascomycota; Leotiomycetes; Helotiales; Mollisiaceae. Gene Ontology annotation, biological process: transmembrane transport.
UGAUUCUCUCGUCCCCAUCAGCACGAUGCUCGAAGACUCGUCCCUCUAUCGCUGACGCCCGCGGCCAAGCCGACGUGAAGAAGAAUUGGAAGGAUUGGGGUGGUUUGGUGAAUUGGCGGCGCACCCACGAUGUCGUACUUUCCAGAUGGCCUUCGUGGAGCAGAUAGUCAUGAUGGAUUGGCUGCAGACGAAAUAGCUGCCGAUAUUGUCUCAAACUCGGACGCCCUUUCAGACGACACAGACAAGACAGCCGUUCAAGACAAUGCGAACUCGCCUCGGACACCCACUCCUGACAUCGCGAAGGAAAAGGCGGAACCUAUAUACGCAUCAGAUGAAAUCAACGACGAUGAUGCUGCAGCCGCAGCAGAGGACGACGCUGCGAAUGAGUUACCAUGGCACGUCAGGAGGAUUGUCAGUUUGCACGACGACACAACUCUCCCCACUAUAACAUUUCGAUAUUUCCUCUUGGUCCUAAUCUUUGUCCCUCCAGGCGCCUUCCUCGAGCAACUCAAUAUGUUUAGGACAACCUCGGCGCCAUACUCGAUAUUCUUUGUACAAAUAGCUGCUAAUUAUGUAGGGGAUUGGUUGGCCAAAACCUUACCGGCUUGGGUUGUUCGAAUACCAUUUACGAAAAAGAGCUUCAGCUUGAAUCCAGGUCCAUUUAGCGUGAAAGAGCAUGUUCUCGUGGUUAUUGCUGCAGCAUCAGGAGCAACUUACAAUCUUGCCUGGACUCCUCUAUCUUUGUCAGAAUUAUAUUUCAAGGAACGACUUCAUCCACUGAUAUGGAUCUGCUUCAUGUGGGCUAUUGUGUGGACAGGAUAUUCUUAUGCAGCGAUUGCAAGACAAUUUUUGGUCUAUGAUCCACAACUUCCUUGGUUUGAUGCACUAUGUCAAACGGCGCUCUUCGAAACCCAGACUCUACAAAGAGAACAUCCAUCACCAGUAUCAAGAAAGCAGAUGAAAGUUUUCUUCCUAGCCCUUGUUACUGUAUUCUUUUGGCAAUUCCUACCCGAAUACGUCUUCCCAAUGCUCUCUUCGAUGGCAUUUUUAUGCUGGGUGGCUCCGCAUAAUGCCACCGCCAACUUCCUCAGUUCAGGACUCGGUGGCAUGGCUUUUCUUAACCUUUCAUUCGACUGGUCUACAAUGGCCAAUCUCAGCAACAUGGGAAGUCUAUUUUUGACACCAUUCUACACUCAGAUGGUCGUCUUCCUCGCGUUCGUCGCGAAUUGCUGGAUUCUUUUGCCUGCUGCGAACUGGGGUGGCCUGGGUUCUUGGCAUCUUCAUCUAAUGUCACUUUCAUUGUUCCAGGAGAAUGGAAAUGACUACCCAAUCCUCGAACUUAUCACGCCCGAGAUCACCUUCAACCAGACAGUUUAUGACCAAAACGGUCCCGUCUUUGUUGGCACACAAUUACUCUGGAAUAUGUUCUUCGACUAUGCUUCUUACACCUCCGUCUUGACUUGGAUGGCCUUGUUCGGAUAUCCGCAUCUGAAAGCAAUCUUUUUGAAGUUCAAAGCGAGACAAACAGCAAAGACGAAAAUCUCCGUGAACGAACAAUAUACCGACCCCCUGAAUGUUCUCAUGCGUUCGUACCCAGAGAUACCUCUAUGGUGGUUCAUCGCAUUAUUUCUAGCCUCCUUCACGAUUAUCAUCACGAUUCUUGCGUCCGGCCAUCUCUAUAUACCCAUUUGGACUUAUAUUCUGGCCCUAGUAACGGGUGCCGUUGUUGUCGUUCCUCUCGGGUGGCUCUAUGCUGUGUCGAACUUCCAGCUUCCUAUUGGAACAACGAACGAACUUCUCUAUGGUCUCAUGAUCAAUGCUGUCUCGGGCCACAAGAGUCCUGUGGGUGCUUCAGUCUACAGCUCCAUCGCAGGAGACGCCUGGUACAGAGCGCAGUACAUGCUGCAAGACCAAAAGCUGGGCCAUUAUCUUCACGUUCCACCCAGAACUGUCUUCUUUUCACAGAUGCUCGGUUCUUUUGUCGGUGUACCAAUAAAUUAUGCUGUGAUUCGAUGGGUCAUCGACACAAAAGGAGACUAUCUCAAUGGUACCUUGGAGGAUUUGACCCACGAAUGGACAGGCCAGAGCCUUACCUCGUCGCUAACAAUGGCGACGCAAUACGUCUUGAUUGGCCCCAAACGAUUAUUCUCAGGAGAGCUCUAUCACCCACUACCCUACGGCUUCCUCGUUGGAGCCAUCACCCCCACAAUCCUCUACGGUCUCCACCGUCGUUUCCCCAACGCAAAAUUUAACCUAUGGAACAGCACCAUAUUUUUCUGCUCUCUAUCCAAUUUCUACGGCAACAUCAGCACCGGCUACACUUCGGGGAUCAUCGGGGGAUUCGUCGUUAUGUACUGGGCUUACCGACACCAUUACGAACUGUGGGCGCGGUACAAUUACAUCUUGGCCGCGGCGUUCGAUUCGGGGUAUAAUUUCAAUGCCCUGAUUAUAUACCUGUGUUUCUGUGCAGGGACCAGGAUCAUGAUGCCGAACUGGUGGGGGAAUAAUUGGAAGAGCGUCGAGAGGUGUUUUGCGAUGCCGGAUGCGGCUGAUGCUUGAUGUAUGAUAUAUAGUGCUGCUGUAUGAUAGUAUAUGACAUGGUAUAGCCCUGUCGAGAUGAAUAUAUAAUGAUU